AUGGUUCAAGAAUGUUGUACUUAUAUAGACAAAAUGCCUAACAAAGAAACUAUGGUGAAACUGAUAGAAACUCUUCGUUCGGUUACAGAAGGAAAGGUGGAAACAUAUGGCAGUAUGUCACGUCGAGAAAAGGCUUCUCUUAUCUUAGAACAGAUGAGACUUUGUUUGGCAAAACAAGAUUUCAUGAGAACUCAAAUCAUAGCAAAGAAAAUUAACGUCAAGUUUUUCAGUGACGAGAACGAUGAGGAAACUCAGACACUGAAAUUAAAAUAUUACGAUUUGAUGAUGGAAUUAGCGCGUCAUGAAGGUUGGCAUUUGGAGUUGUGUCGACAUAAUCGAGCAGUAUUGGAAACUCCAACAAUUCGAGACGAUCCAGAGAAAAGACAUAUUGCACUUUCUCGAGCUGUCCUCUAUCUUGUACUCGCACCGCAUGAGCCUGAGCAGGCUGAUCUAACUCAUAGAUUACUUGCUGAUAAACUCCUUGAUGAGAUACCCACUUACAAGUAA
This is a messenger RNA of Temnothorax curvispinosus, 507 nucleotides long. It is a transcript of the gene Rpn5, whose product is annotated as 26S proteasome non-ATPase regulatory subunit 12. The transcript is spliced from 3 exons. Bases 1 to 507 code for a protein of 168 amino acids. The record is from RefSeq and is a predicted model, not a curated record. Gene Ontology annotation, cellular component: cytoplasm; nuclear proteasome complex; proteasome regulatory particle, lid subcomplex. Lineage: Eukaryota; Metazoa; Arthropoda; Insecta; Hymenoptera; Formicidae.